AUGACGACUGUUGUAGGCCAAACCCAGGCUCACGCACGCGAGACGUUUACCCUUGGCCCUUUCACUGUGCCUAGGCUUUGGGUCGGUCUGUGGCAGCUUUCUGGCAACGCCUGGGGUAGCGCCUCCGCAGCGAAGAUCCGGCAGGCAAUGGCACGCCAUGUCGAGCUGGGCUUCAAUGCUUUUGCUGAUCAUUAUGGAAGCGCGGAGAUAUUGUUUGGGCAAUACAGAGCAUCUCUGUCAUCGCCCACAGAUGUGCUUGGUGCCACCAAGUGGUGUGUCUUUCGGCCCACACAGCUCUCUCGAGAAGUCGUGGAGGCGGCUGUGAGGGAGCGCAUGGAGCGCAUGAAGACCACACAGGUCGACCUCCUACAGUUCCAUUGGCAGGACUAUUCAGACAAGAACUACUUAAAUGCUUUGCAAAUCCUCCAAGACCUCCAAAACGAAGGUCUGAUCAAGACUGUUGGGCUCUGCAAUUUCGAUGCAAUCAGGACCGAUGAGAUAUGCACGCAGCUCGGUCCGGGCUUCAUCGUGUCAAAUCAAGUGCCAUUCUCUGUCAUCGACACCCGGGCCCUGCAUGGCAUGUCUGACGUUUGCCUCCGUCACAAUGUGAAGUUGCUGACUUAUGGAACACUGUGUGGAGGCUUCCUGGCGGACAAAUGGUUGAACCAGCCAGAACCCGAUCUUUACUCUGGAACGCUGACGCCGUCGCAACGCAAGUAUCUCGACAUGAUCCUGAAGGCGUGGGGAGACUGGAAACUCUUCCAGGAGCUUCUGGCGGUGCUUAGGGCGAUCGGCGACCGCCAUGGCGGGCUCAGCAUCGCCAACAUCGCGACUCGUUGGGUGCUGGACCAUGCGUUCGUGGGCGCUGUGCUUGUUGGGGCCCGACUGGGCAUUUCGGAGCAUCCUGGCGACAACGCGCACGUCUACGGCUUUAGACUGACCGACGACGACAACCGCACCAUCCAGGCUGUCCAGGACCGCUCGAACAGCAACCGGAUGAUCGUGACUGUUGGUGAUUGCGGUGCCGAGUACCGCUAAAGCCAAGAAGCUUGAGGUACCUUGUGUACGAUUAAGGGGAGAAAUCGGAAGACACCGCUAAUGUGGUCUGAUACGACUCAUUUUUUGACGGGAAAAGACAUUUCUGCACCUCCCACCCAUGUAUAUUUUGUAUGUAUGACUAUCUAUCUCGCUUGUGCUGCUGGAUGUCCCAACGAUGACAAGAACGAACUGGAAGCGCUCGAUUGACGCUUACGUACCCUGUUCGCACUUUUUGUAUAGGACUGUAUAAAU
Molecule: messenger RNA, 1290 nt
Organism: Coniophora puteana RWD-64-598 SS2
Lineage: Eukaryota; Fungi; Basidiomycota; Agaricomycetes; Boletales; Coniophoraceae
Product: Aldo keto reductase
Exons: 8
Coding region: 1-1038 (345 amino acids)
Molecular function (GO): oxidoreductase activity
Source: RefSeq, a predicted model, not a curated record